Osmerus eperlanus (European smelt) is the source of this 2750-nucleotide messenger RNA. It is a transcript of the gene ndrg3a, whose product is annotated as ndrg family member 3a. NCBI's taxonomy places the organism in Eukaryota, Metazoa, Chordata, Actinopteri, Osmeriformes, Osmeridae. Gene Ontology annotation, biological process: signal transduction. Gene Ontology annotation, cellular component: cytoplasm. The record is from RefSeq and is a predicted model, not a curated record. The transcript has 15 exons. The coding region runs from base 415 to 1611 and encodes 398 amino acids.
CAAACUGCAGUCUCACUCUCCCCCUUUCUGCCUCCCACCCCUCUCACACUCUGUCUAUCUCCUUUUCUCUCUCUCUCUCUCGGACUCUCCCUGUAUUUGUAUCUUAUCCAUCUCCCCCACUCUCAUUCUAAAGUAUCCACCCCUCUUCUUCAUUUGGAGUUCUGUCCGUCUCUCUCAUUUCCUCUACCUCUGGGUGCUCUAUCCUUGCUCUUUAGCUAGUCCCUCUGUGUGUGUCUACUCCCCCUCUCUCUCUCUCUCUCUCUCUGUCUCUCUCUGUGUCUCUCUCUCUCUGUGUGUCUCUCUCUCUCUGUGUGUCUCUCCCUUGCGCUACUACCCUCCCUUUCUCCCUACCCGUCCUUGUGGAGAUCUUGACAGCUCCCAGUGGCACUCACUCUACUCUCCUGCGUGGGAAACAUGUCAGCCAUUCUGGAUCUGGACCAGAUUGCAUGCUCUGGGAAUGGAGUGGAGCAUGACAUUGAAACUCCCUAUGGCGUCCUCCAUGUGACCAUGAGGGGUGUGCCCAAGGGCAACCGGCCAAUCAUCCUCACUUACCAUGACAUUGGCCUCAACCAUAAGUCGUGCUUCAACACGUUGUUUAACUAUGAGGACAUGCUGGAGAUCACCCAGCAUUUUGCAGUUGUUCAUGUGGACGCCCCUGGCCAGCAGGAGGCUGCGCCCCCAUUCCCUACUGGGUACCAGUACCCGACCAUGGAUGAACUUGCUGAGAUGCUGCCCUCAGUUAUGACUCAGCUAAAGGUUAAUAGUGUGAUCGGGAUUGGAGUUGGAGCAGGUGCCUACAUCCUCUCAAGGUUUGCUCUGAAUAACCCCAGCCUGGUAGAGGGCCUGGUGCUGAUCGACGUGGACCCAUGUGCCGAGGGCUGGAUAGAUUGGGCGGCCUCCAAGCUGUCUGGGUGGACCAGUAAUCUUGUGGACAUCGUGAUGGCUCACCACUUCAGCACUGAGGAGUUGACAGAUAACCAGGAGCUCGUCCAGACCUACCGACUCCAUAUUGCCCAGGACAUCAACCAGGACAACCUGGGCCUGUUCUGUGCUACCUACAAUGGACGUCGGGAUCUGGAGAUUGAGAGGCCAGUCGUUGGUCUUAAUGAGGACACAGUCAACACACUGUUGUGCCCUGCUUUGCUGGUAGUUGGAGACACAUCCCCUGCUGUGGAGGCUGUGGUGGAGUGUAAUUCCAGAUUAAAUCCAACUAAGACAACACUGCUUAAGAUGGCUGACUGUGGAGGCUUGCCCCAGGUUGUUCAGCCUGGAAAACUGGCAGAGGCAUUCAAGUACUUUGUGCAGGGGAUGGGCUACAUUCCCUACGUUCUUCUCAGUCACCUGAGCAACGAAUCAGGUAUUAGGUCCUUGAGCAGCUUCAAGGCUAAGACUAGCUGCACCAGCCGCAAGUCAUCCCUGCCCACACCAGAUGAAUGUCAAUUGCCGUCAGCUGGUCUGAGCCGCCUGGCCCGCUCCCGUACCACCUCCUCCUCCAGCAUCACCUCCAUGGACAGCAGCCGCAGCCGCAACUUCAACAGCCUGCUGGAGGGCAACACCACUGGGGCCCUGGACAGCCAGGUUGGCCCCCAGACCAUGGAGGUCUCCUGCUAAACCUGCCCCCACACUCCUACUUACCACCGGGAAGCAGCCCUCCAUGCUGCCCCUGUCCGCCUCCUCCUCCUCCCGUAACUUAUGUCUCCCAUCUGUAUCUCUCUUACACUGCUACUCAAUGCCAGAAGGUUAUGUAAUGAAUAAUGUGAUGAACAUGUGGAUAUAAAUAUAUAUAUAUAUACAAAGAUAUAUUGACUAUUAUAUCAAAUGUAGUCACAACUUGAUGCAAUGAAACAAAUAUAUAUAUAUAAACAUAUACAUAUAUUUGUGUGUAAAGGGUCUGAUGGUAAGAUCAACCACCCCAUGUCCUUCUCAUUAUUUUCUAUCCAAAUGCAUGUCUUUCAUGCAGGCAGAUCUAGCCUCACAUCUAGAUACACUUGUUCCCUUCUUAUGUUACCAAUUAUUGCCUCACAUCUUGUAUUUAUUUUUUCACAAUGUGUUUAUGUGUAGAAGGUUUGCCCCCUUACAUUUUAAAGUCUUGAGUUUGAAGGGCACUGUAGCUCAAAACCAACACUACCCAGGUCCUCUGCUUCUGUACUUCAGUCAUUACACAUAAGUGCAACACUUUUUAAUUGAUCUUUUUUAUGUUGGGAACUUUGAACACAUGCCUCUAUUGAUUGUGUGGUUGUGUUUUAAUGCUGUAUUGUACCUACACUGUUAUUCUCAUUUCACCCCGCUCACAUUGUAGUAUUAUCUCUCAAGCUGUGUGCAUUUGUAGUAUUUUACUGUAUCUGCAAUGUGUUAUUCAAAUGUAUUUUUUGCAUUAGCAAAUACACUGAAUGAAAAAUAGCACUGUAUACAGGUUGAACUAGGACCUUUUAUGUCUUUCAAAGCAUCUGUGCAAAGAAUAAUAAUACAACAAUAGAAAUACAAAACAACGAUAUCGUAAAGAUGUUUUGAUCUCUAUAUUAUUUUGUUAUUAAUGUUGUUUUCUUUUUUCUGUAUACACAAUUGUUGUUUUUGUAGCCUAUUCAGUCAUCUGUUGAGUAGACCUUCACAGUAACAACAUUAACAAAUGUCUUCUGAUGUGAAAAUGUGUUUAGUCCCUUUCACAGAGGGUGGUGCCUCUCACUGUCUGCUGAUUCAACUCAUUUAUACUACCGUAAUACUAAAUAAAGCUAGAAUAUUGAAAAUGUCAA